CCGUUUGUCCAGCACAAGCCUCCCUCCUUCCUCGUCUGUUCCAUAUUCCUGGCCCAAAAGAACCCAGAGACCAAGCACAGCUACUUGUACACAAAAAUGGUACUCCAUUAGAACGGGAGAAAACUGGAAUAAACCCACAAACCGACAUGUCGAGAUCAUCGUUAAUUCUUCGCAUAACACCCUUCUUCACCUCUCGGAUUCGCCAAAAUCACAGGCUGCUAAACUCCUCUUCUGCCCUUCGUGAAACUUCUUCUCCAUCCCCUUCCCCUUCUCUCGAUGAAGCUAUUUACUUGACUGACAAUUGCGUCCGGAGGAUGAAGGAACUGCAAACCAGUGAAGGAUUGACUGAGGAAAAAAUGCUUCGCUUAGGUGUGGAAACUGGUGGUUGUUCUGGUUUCCAGUAUGUGUUCGACUUGGACAGUAAAAUCAAUCCAGAUGACAGAGUGUUUGAGAGUGGAGGAGUCAAAUUGGUAGUUGAUAAUAUUUCAUAUGAUUUUGUGAAAGGAGCAACUGUUGACUAUGUUGAGGAGCUGAUUCGAUCUGCUUUUGUACUCAAACAAUAAUACCCAAGUGACCUUAGACUUUGUCAACAAUAUUUCCUGGCUCUCAAAUGAGAAUUGAGGUUAUAUUGAAACUAAGCGGGUCAUUACAUGUCCCAGUGUAUUAAGCACAAAUCUUAUAUAUCAUCAGCAUCAGCAUCAUUAUUGGAAGGGAGUAACUGCAAAAUAUGUGGUAGUUGUUACAACCUAGGAUGAUAGUGUAACUAUAGGUAGUUGGCAAGAGAAAGUUCAAUGACUAAGACAAGUGUUCCCAGCUCUCCUGUGUUUAGACUUUAGAUACAAGUAGCUCGAGGCAUCUUGUAGUGGUUGGCUUGGAUGUUCUGUGCAUCUUUCUGGUAGCAAUUAAUGCCUAUUUGAUGCAAACUACUACUUUAUCAUAAUUUUUUUCAACAAUUCAAUGAUUGUCUGUUUAACAAUCAAUGCUGCAGAACUAAAUUCU
Messenger RNA from Manihot esculenta (cassava), 999 nucleotides. RefSeq names its product iron-sulfur assembly protein IscA-like 2, mitochondrial. The record is from RefSeq and is a predicted model, not a curated record. Lineage: Eukaryota; Viridiplantae; Streptophyta; Magnoliopsida; Malpighiales; Euphorbiaceae. Gene Ontology annotation, cellular component: mitochondrion. Gene Ontology annotation, molecular function: 4 iron, 4 sulfur cluster binding; 2 iron, 2 sulfur cluster binding; iron ion binding. Bases 147 to 563 code for a protein of 138 amino acids. Gene Ontology annotation, biological process: iron-sulfur cluster assembly. The transcript has 4 exons.